Messenger RNA from Lactuca sativa (garden lettuce), 1758 nucleotides. Its product is annotated as inositol-tetrakisphosphate 1-kinase 1. Gene Ontology annotation, cellular component: cytoplasm. NCBI's taxonomy places the organism in Eukaryota, Viridiplantae, Streptophyta, Magnoliopsida, Asterales, Asteraceae. The record is from RefSeq and is a predicted model, not a curated record. Gene Ontology annotation, biological process: inositol trisphosphate metabolic process. Gene Ontology annotation, molecular function: ATP binding; magnesium ion binding; inositol-3,4,5,6-tetrakisphosphate 1-kinase activity.
CUAACUGCACCAUCAUUCUCAAUACACAAACAUCACUUAUAUAUAUCUAGCAUACUAGAACAAUUACAGUAUUUGCUCUUCGAUUCUGAUUUCUAUUUGUUUUUUUAUCACUGCUAAUUCAAAACUAAGAAUCCUAAUUCUGUAUUGAAGUUUUUGUUAUGAGCGUUGUGAUUGCAUUGGUGAAAUUUGCAGAAAAUACAGUUGUUCUAGAAUUGAUAAAAUGGCGGAAGUGACGGAGAAGCGAUUCAGUGUGGGUUACGCACUGUUACAGAAGAAACAGCGCAGCUUCGUUCAGUGUUCUUUGUUGAAUUCGGCAAAAGAGCGUGGUAUUGAUCUCAUUAGGAUCGACACCGACAAGCCGCUAAUUGAUCAAGGCCCUUUUGAUUGUGUGCUUCACAAGUUGAACACUGAAGACUGGCGGAAACAGCUAAAGGAGUACUCCAUUCGGAACCCUAGCGCUUACAUAAUCGAUUCUCCUGACGCAAUCCAGCGGUUACACAACCGGAUUUCCAUGCUCGAAGUGGUUUCGGAGAUUGAGGCGGCGGAGGUGAAAGACGGUGAGUCGGCUUCCUUUGGGACACCGAAGCAGACGGUGAUAUACGAAUCGGAGAAGCUGAAAGACACGACGUGUUGGAGCGAGGGAUUGAAGUUCCCGGUGAUUGCGAAACCCUUGGUGGCGGACGGAAGUAUGAAAUCGCAUAAAAUGUCUUUGGUUUUCAGUAGGGAGGGUUUGGAUAAACUGAAACCCCCUACUGUAUUGCAGGAGUUUGUGAACCACGGCGGAGUGAUCUUCAAAGUGUAUGUGGUCGGCGAAUAUGUCCAAUGCGUGAAGCGGAAGUCCUUGGCGGACAUUACUGAAGAAAAAUUGGGGAGUUUACAUGGUUCUUUACCAUUUUGUCAGGUUUCUAACAUGACUUCGCAUCCAAAGAAUGACGAUAUAUACUACAAGAUUUUGGAAGACGCAGAGAUGCCUCCGAUGAGUCUGAUAACUAAUAUCGCUCGUGGGCUGCGUAAGGCAAUGAAAUUGCAUCUUUUCAACUUUGAUGUGAUCAGGGAUACCAGAAUUGGGAACAGGUACCUUGUUGUAGACAUCAAUUAUUUCCCUGGCUAUGCCAAAAUGCCUGGUUAUGAAUCCGUCUUGACUGAUUUCUUGUGGGAUGUUUUGACCAAAGAAGAGGCUAGGUCUUUCAAUAACAAGAAAGAAACAACCAAAUUGGUUGAAAAAAUCGAUGUUUAUGGUGACCAAAAAGGGUCUCUUCCUGUUCUUUCUAUUGAAAAGGAUGAACAGGACCCUUUUCAGGUCUGAUAAUGAAUCAACACUCAUCCCUGAUCUUGAGUUUAGGUUUCUUCACAGUUUACAUGGUGUUCCUUGUUGAUGAUGUACAUAUCAUCCUUUACUUUGGAAAGAUAGAUUUUGUGUUUGGCUGGUAGCAAAACGCGUGCCAAGUUGUCGCCUUUCGCCUCAAAGUGAAAGAUGUGUUUGGGUGAUAGGAUCAGUUUUGACCCGAUACAACAUUCAGCAAGAAGCAUCAAAUGCUCAUGCUGUAGAACACAAAUAUUCAGAUGCUACAACCAUUACUCUAUGGUAUGACAUGUUUCUUUUUUGGGAUACUUUCUAAAUGUAAAGUUAAUACAAGCUAUAUGUAAGAAUCCUUUUAGUUUGCAAACAUAAUUAGGUGAGGACAAUGAGGAAGUUUCAUAUAAACUUAUUUAAAUUCACCAUGUAAAAAGGCAAUCUUGAUGUCCAUUUGUAGUAAA